Molecule: messenger RNA, 3422 nt
Organism: Scatophagus argus
Lineage: Eukaryota; Metazoa; Chordata; Actinopteri; Scatophagidae
Product: rap guanine nucleotide exchange factor 1-like
Exons: 23
Coding region: 372-3227 (951 amino acids)
Biological process (GO): positive regulation of GTPase activity; Ras protein signal transduction
Cellular component (GO): plasma membrane
Molecular function (GO): guanyl-nucleotide exchange factor activity
Source: RefSeq, a predicted model, not a curated record
CAUCAAAGAGGAGCUGAUCUCAUGAACAAUGACAGAUUUUAGAGACUUUAUAAUGAAGGCGGCUCCCAGGACUGCCUCCAGCCAGCAGGUGGUGCUGCUGGGCCUGCCAUCAUCAUCCUCAUCCUCACCGUCAGGACGGACAGACAUGCUCACUGAAAUAGGUUCAACUUAGACAGAAAGAGGAAGAAGAGAAGGAGGAAGGAAGACAGACAGAAGCGGAGACAGAGGGAGAGACAGAGCAGCAGUGCAAAGAGUAAGAGAGUAGAAAACUGAAAUACUUAAGAGAGACAGGAAGAAAAGUGAGAGCUGAAAGACAUGAGGCCAAAACUGUCUCUCUGCUGACACUGCCAGCUGUCUGUCCUUCUGCAGACAUGUCCUCCCGGCCAGAGAAUAAGACAGCUUCUCAGUUUGUGUCUCUGACACUGAAGCUGAAGGAUAAACUCCACUCUCAGAAGAUCAGACGCUCCGAGCGAAUCAAACACACCCCGACGUCGAGACUCAAACCAGCUGAUCUGAACCUGCAGGAACACACACAGGACAAGUCCACAUGUGUGUUAGCGGACCAGCAGCGGGCCGUCAUCAGCUCUCUGCAGUAUUUCAAAGCUCUGGUGGACAGACUGGGAGUGGACAAAUUAGUCCUGAACCAGUUUGUUGUGGGUGGACUGUUGGGUGGGGCAUCCAGCAGAGUCCUGGAGGCGGUCCAGAAUUUGGUCCAGCUGGAGCCUUACCUGCACAGCAGUAAGACUGUCUCCUCCUGCCUCACUCGUCUCUAUCAGUCUGUGGCCCAGCUGAUUCGCUGGGUAGAUCAGGUGAUGCUUCAAGGUGUGACCCAUGACAACAAGGAGUCCACAGCAAGCGUUACCGUGGUGAUCAGGGCUGUGCUGGACGGAGUGAAGGAACUGGUUCGAUUGGCUGCGGAGAGACAAGAUGGCCCUGUCCCCUUAUCUCCAGUACAGUCGCAGUCUGCUGUGGGACAGCCAGAUGGAUUUAUUGACCAGCAGACAUCAGACAGAAUCCCUACCUGCCAGAAUCCAGAGGAAAAGGACAAUGAGGAGGGGCAGGAUGAGGAGGAGGUGAGGAUGGAAAAACGGAGGGAGGACCAGACAGUUUUGGCUCCUCCUAAACCCCCAAUUCCCUUCCCAGAGGCCGUCCUCCACGUGUCCCCCUCUCAUGGACUGAGUCCCCCAGCACUCCCGCCUAAGAAACGUCAGUCAGCAGGCCCCACCUCCUGCAGGGUUGCCAUAGUAGCACCAAUGAGACGAGAGCCUGCAGAGGACAGACAGGUUCAACAGUUACAGGAGGAUGACUGUUUGAGGCUUUGCACUCCGUCUGCAGACUCUGCUGACAAGGCACACUGUGAAGAGGAUCCAGACUAUGACUUCCUCCACACUGACCUGUCCUCCUCUGACUCACUCCCUCCUCUUCCUCACCCUUCCUCACUCCCCCCUGCUCUGCCAGAGAAGAGACGCCGCAGUGCUGCAGGCGAAGCCAACUCUGAGGCCUCCCCUUCGUUUGGGUUUGACUCCACCCCUCAGGAAAAGAGCCACACCCACUGCAAUGACGUCACCGGUCCUGAUGAGUUGCUGUCCUCCCCUCUGUCCCCCAGCAAGACGCCCCCUCCCCUCCCUGAGAAGAAACGACACAUCCAGCAGUACCUGCAGUUCUGUUCUUCGUACAGUGUUCAGUCAGCAGCCGUGUUCUACCAGCGGCCUUUGACCUCUAGUCAGCGACACAACAGCAGGCAGAGGGAGAUCGAGACCAACUAUCAGCUUGCACAUACACACCUUGACGCAGACCUGGACACACAGCCAGACUCAGCUGUUCCAGUCCUGCCACCAAAGAAGAGACAACAGGAUUCAGCUGAAACUGACAGUCAGUAUGAAGAGAAACAGAGCACAGACAGCUCUCAGAGUGUCCAGCGGGGGGCAGAGCCCGGCCAGAGGAGCGUGGAGCAGCAGAAAGAGAAGGAGCAGCAGGAGGACCAGGACGAGGUGUUACUGACUGAUCAGCAGGAGAUCCUCCACAGACUCUUGAUGAAAGCUGAGGACGAGGACGGGCCAGACAUUAAGGCAGCCUCUCCUGAGAUCCUAUUGGUCUAUGCCACAGAGGCUGACAGCAGCAGUGAUCAGGACCUGUACCGUGAAGCCUUCCUGUCCACCUACAGGAGCUUCAUCAGCCCGAAUGAUGUCAUCAGUAAACUCCAGCUCAGAUACAGACACCUGUGUGAGGGACGUGAAACUGCAGACCACGCAGCUGCCAAGAAGACUUUUCACCUGCUUGUCACUGUGGUCGACGAGCUAUGUGCGAUGGAAUUGGACUCUGAUUUGCUGCUGCUGCUGAUGGAUCUGGUGUUCAGCCUCCUCACUGGUGGAGAGCUGGGACUGGCUCGCAUGCUACGCUCCAAUAUCCUGUCCAAGAUGGAGCAAAGGUGGCAGCUGAUUGGCUCUCCUCAGGCCCUCCGCCCACUCGCAGCCAGGGGCGUAGCUGCCAGACCAGGAACGCUUCUUGACUUCAGGAGUCUGGAUUUAGCUGAGCAGCUGACUCUGCUGGACUCUGAGCUCUUUUAUAAGAUUGAGCUUCCAGAGGUCUUGCUGUGGUCCAAAGAGCAGAAUGAGGAGAAGAGUCCUAACUUGACACAGUUCACCCAGCACUUCAACAACGUGUCCUUCUGGGUUCGUUCUGUCAUCAUGCUGCAGGACAAACCUCAGGACAGAGAAAAACUGCUGCUCAAGUUCCUGAAAACCAUGAAGCACCUGCGGAAGCUGAACAACUUUAACUCAUACCUGUCCAUCCUCUCAGCGCUAGACUCCGCCCCCCUGCGACGCCUGGAUUGGCAGAGAAGCACCUCUGAGGCUCUGGAGGAGUACAGCUCUUUGAUUGACAGCUCAUCGUCUUUCAGAGCCUACAGAGCAGCUCUGGCUGAAGUGGAACCUCCCUGUAUACCCUACCUGGGUUUGAUCCUUCAGGACUUGACCUUUGUCCACCUGGGGAAUCCUGACAUAUUAAUGACACCACAGGGUCCAAAGAUUAACUUCUCUAAACGCUGGCAGCAGUUUAACAUCUUGGAUACUCUGAGGAGCUACCAGCAAGUUCAUUACUCUCUGCAGCCUAAUGAAGACAUCAUAUCCUUCUUUAAUGACUUCAGUGAUCACCUGGCAGAGGAAGCAUUGUGGGAACUCUCUCUCAGGCUCCGCCCACGUAGUGCUCCACGAGCCAUUCAGAGAUGACAGGUUAAACCAAGACAAGAACAUGCAACAACCUAAACAGUCCCAGACAUUCUUACAAACAGAUUAGCAAGAUGUUAGCUGAGGUUAACCAGGUGUUAACACUACUACCUGUAUUCCUAGUGGGUGUGGCUUCUUCCUGUGUCUGACCUUAUGUGUUCACAGCAAUAUUCCAAUAAAUCACUGUUCUCACCUGUC